Molecule: messenger RNA, 3647 nt
Organism: Phyllopteryx taeniolatus (common seadragon)
Lineage: Eukaryota; Metazoa; Chordata; Actinopteri; Syngnathiformes; Syngnathidae
Product: centrosome and spindle pole-associated protein 1-like
Exons: 28
Coding region: 189-3467 (1092 amino acids)
Biological process (GO): positive regulation of cytokinesis
Cellular component (GO): centrosome; spindle pole; microtubule
Source: RefSeq, a predicted model, not a curated record
CAAAAGGCGCGAAUGACAUUUUGCGGCCAUACUUCCCAGACUGUCUACUUAUUUUGACAUGUUCCGCCGGAAUCUACAUUGAUGAUAUCGCAUAGUAUUCAAGACACAUAAGGCGCCACUGAACAGUUGCGAAGUACCAAACAUUCACCGAGUGGUUUCAGGUACGUAAAUACCUUUGCCAGGUGGCGAUGGAAGAUGAGCUGGAGCUUUUCAUCAGGGAGCGCAAGGCCAGAGUGGCCCAAGAUAGAGCCAGUUUGGAGCUGGAGCCUCCUUACAUGGAAAUCCAGACAAAACCUCACAGAAGCUUUGGAUCCCUGCUCAAGGAGAACAUCCCUCCCAAGUUAACUGUGCAGGAGCAAGAGGAAAGCAGCAAUGUGGGUCUGCCCCUCGGUGUGGAAUAUGAAAAGAAGAAAAAGAGGCUUCAGCAUGAGCUUCGUAUGGACUACAGACGAUACAUUGCACAGCAAAAUGGUGUCCUCAGACAGCGCCCCCCUUCACGGAAGAAUGUAGCAACUUGGACAGAAGCCAUUAAGGAGUCUCACAGAGCUCUUUCCCCUCCUGAGGGUUCCAGACACCAGGUAAGGCGAGAGUUGCCUGUGGACCAGGAGUCAGAGGAGGAGCAGUACACUAAAGAGAAGCUAAUAGAUGUUGGAAGUAGCAGGCGAAUGGGGUUGGACUCCAGUUACGAGAAGGCACAACACAAAAGGGAUGAUGGCAGGGAGAAGAGGGACGUUCCUACAGAUUUUGUCGGACAAAGCAGGCGAUCAAGAACACUGAACAAAACUGAUGAAGCGGAAUUUUCUACUGGCCUUUUAAUUGGAGAAAUUGAUACAGAUGAAGCCUUACAGAGCAGGAAAGAGCGCUACAGAGAGGAGCUGCAGGAACAGAUUGCUGAGCAACACAGAAACAAAAAGAGGGAGAAAGAUUUGGAGCUAAAAGUUGCUGCAACGGGGGCAAAUGAUCCAGAGAAACAGCCCAACCGAAUCAGGCAGUUUGGACUGGGCAAAAGAAAAGAGUCUCAGCUAUUGGGGCAUCCGAUGUUGGGACAGGGCGAAUCAUCAACAAGCCUACCUAAUCAUAGCAAGACUGACGUUGGAGGCAGGUGGACGCCUCCACCAGAUCACCCCCAUGUAGCCUUUCAGUCCCCAAUGUUUGACUGCAGCAGUGCCGCCGUAAACCAGAAUGGAAGUGGGCUGGCUCCCAAUAGACAGCCUGUUGCGCUCUCCUUCCCCAGAGCUAUGGACACGUCCAGAAUUACUUUGCUCCCUCCUCAUCACCCCCACAUAGUCAGUGAAGCCUACAGGGGUCCCUAUCGCGAGCCCCAUUACUACUACGGUAACGGAAACCUGCUUGACCCAAACCUUGCCUACUACGGUCAUUUGCCUUACCCUGCUGUGGGACUUCCACUGUCUUAUUAUAACAUGCCACCAAGAGGCGCUGUGCCUAGUCAACUUGGUGACACCAGCCCUCAAAGUGGAAGCAGUAUCCCUGAGUCCUCACCACACCCCAAUACUAAGACUGUUACAGCAGCCCCCCAUACUGGGCUUUUCCCUCCAGAGAGGCCAGGAUCAACCAGGGAAAGGACUUUGAGCUAUAGAGAUGACCUGAAAAAACAGAUUCAGGAGGAACAAGUGCGAAAGCGUGUGGAAAGGGAGGAACAGGAGCGUUACGAAGCCAAGCUCGAGGCCGACAUGAAGAGGCAUCAGCCUUGGGGUCGAGGUGGAGGUGGAGCCCCACUCAAAGACAGUACAGGAAAUCUCAUUGCGGACCUCAAACAGAUGCACAAGUUGAAUGAAGAGGCCUACAGUAACCCAGAGCAGCAACAGAGAGCCCCAACUGUGAUGGCAGCCAGCCCAGCUGAGCACGCUGACCCCAAUGACGGGGUCUCUGGACACCAGAUCUACAUGUUGAAUGAAGAAUCCCCCAGUAACCCAGACCAACAACAGAGAGCCCCAGUUGAACACACUCACCCCAACGACAGGAUCUCUGGCUUCACCCAUGUUCAAACACCCCAGUUUGCUAGGGGCAGUGUGAUUACCAACCAGCCUACACCGCAGCAACUCAAUGAGCAGCACAAGCAUAAAGCUUACCUAAAACAGCAGAUUGAGGAGAAACUGCAUAAAAAGGCAGAGGAGAGGGAACGGAACAAACAGGAGGAUGAAAAGCUAGAGAGGAAGGUGGCAGAGCAGAUGGCUCGCAUCAAGAGGGAGUAUGAAGAAGAACAAGAGAAGAAGAAACAGAAAGAGUUAGAGCAAAAAGCCAAGGAACAGAAACUCCUUAAACUGGCUGAACAGAGGAAAAUGGAAACGGAAAGAAAGAAGACUGAAGAGAGGGAGAAAGAGAAGAAGCAACGUGAGCAAGAGAAGCAGGCCCAGGUAGAAAUGGUCCACCAUGAGUCGUCCGCUCCGAUUCCUACCUUGCACGGGACCGCUCCGAUUCCUACCUUGCACGGGAAACUUGUGCCACAGCAGUACAUCUCCGGGCCAGCCGUUGUUGAGAGUCGUCACUCCACUGCCCCACUGUCUGAGCGAUCUUUGUCUGGGAACCAGUCUCCCCCUGUCCCUGCUUGUAGGAAUCAACUACGAGCUGCAGUCGGUAAACUUGACGUGUACAGUGAACUGUCAGCAUUGCGUCAGCAGCUUCGCGCUGAGCAAAAGCGACUUGAACGUCAUCUGCAGCAGGGGGCUUGUGAUGAAAUAGACUCCCUUAUAACUGGAAGACAAGCACGUCCAAAAGUGGAUGUUUUUGAUAUGGCGAGGCUGCGGCUCCAGGCUCCAGUUCGAAAGCCCCACUCCAGAAACAUGGAACCAAGUAAUCUGCUGCGGAUUCAUGACUCACUUCAGCUCGAUUACUUAGAUUGUGAAUCCAGGCUCAGCUCCAAUGAGAUUGAGAGGAUGGAGAGAAUGGGUGUGGCCAGCAGAAGGAGGCGAGUCUACAAUGAUCCUCAUCAGAAGCUCAGUAGCCGGCGAUCCACACACACAAAUGAUUAUUUUGACAUGUCCCUUCCUCAUCAAAACGAUCUGGGGAGCGUGAUGGGGCGACAUGCAAGAGGAUCUCUCCUGGAGUCGGAUAGCGCUUUUCUUGCCCCUUUGGGAGAUGCUUUUCCUGUGCCAAGCUCCCCGGAGGGUGAGGAGACACCCCAGCUCUCAGCCCGGGCAAGGAGGAGGCUGACCAGACACUUCCAGCAUUCCCCGGAAAGAGACAACCCCACCCACUCACGUAGCAGGAAGCAGAGAGAAGCGGAGUCGAGCAGUGAGGAAAAAAGCCAGGAAAAGUUGUCCCCCAGUCGUCGUGGCAACACAGCGGGAACUGUGGAUCUAUCUGAUGAUGACUUGUUACCUUCCCAAAUUUCUCGCCUCACUCACAACCUUCAAAGUUCAAUAGAAUCCUUCUCAACGGAUUCCUGGAUGCGACCGGGUACUUCAGAAACUCUCAGUUGUUUAGAGGGAUCAGUGAAGAGGGACUGAUUGACAACAUAGGAGCCUGUCCACUCUGUCACUGCACAGACAAAUGUGUCGGUGGGAAUGUUUAUUUCUGAGCAGGAAUUUAGUGUCAGUUUUCAGUGACCUUAGAGGCCAACUUUUUAUUUAAUAAUUUAUUUUACAAUGUAUUGAUACAAUAACAUUUUGAAUAAAUAUUCUUAUGGA